Molecule: messenger RNA, 828 nt
Organism: Python bivittatus (Burmese python)
Lineage: Eukaryota; Metazoa; Chordata; Lepidosauria; Squamata; Pythonidae
Source: RefSeq, a predicted model, not a curated record
AUGUCAGGGAUGGAGGUCUGGCUAGAUCCCCCGAGGUCCUGCAGCCUUGAAGAGCCCACAAGCCCACAGGCGACCUCCUGCUCCUUCGCUCCCAGCAUUAAAGAGGAGAGCUCCUACUGCCUCUACGACUCGGACAAGGGCCGCAAAGAGGCGACGGCCACCGACUUGUCGCCUUUCCCGAGGCUAAGCGCAGAGGUCUGCGCCGUGAAUAACGUGGCGGCUGGGGUGCCUGUCCCGGGCUACUUCCGCUUGUCUCAAGCCUAUGGCACCGUCAAGAGCGGCAGCUGCUACAGCAACCCAGGGCAAAUGGUGGCUGCUUCCCCGUUCGCCCCGCCGCCCCAAGUGAGCUUCGAGUCUUCUCCGGCGUUUCCUCUGGCCGCCCCGUUGCCCGAGCAGGGCAAGAAAGACAGCGAGGAUUCUUCCCCACGCAGCACUCUGGCCGGGGAUUCGCAAAGAGGAGAGGAAGAAGGGCAGGGUUCCUCUUCUGCCGCAGAAGAGCUGUCGCCGGCCCCCUCGGAGAGCAGUAAGCCUCCCUCCGAGAAAGAAACCCUAGGCGGCUCGAAGGGAGAGAACGCAGCCACCUGGCUCACUGCGAAAAGCGGUAGGAAGAAGCGGUGCCCUUACACCAAGCACCAAACGCUGGAGCUGGAGAAAGAGUUUUUGUUCAAUAUGUACCUGACUCGUGAGCGUCGCCUAGAAAUCAGCCGUAGCGUCCACCUCACGGAUAGACAAGUUAAAAUCUGGUUUCAGAACCGCAGAAUGAAGCUGAAGAAAAUGAACAGAGAGAAUCGGAUUCGGGAGCUCACAGCCAACUUCAGUUUCUCCUGA